UUCAGUAUAUAUAAAGAUGAUCUGGACGUUGUAAUACUGUCAUCAGACAAGAUGAAGGUGAUCUGUGUGUUCUUCUGUCUUUUCAGUGUGGCUGUGGGCACAUCAGUGCUUCAAUUGGCUAACGAUCUUAAUGCCAGGACGUUCGCCUCUCUGGUGGCCAAGGCUGGACUAUCACAUCCACUAAACACUCAAGGACCAUUCACUUUAUUCGCCCCUACUGAUGCUGCAUUUGCCAAAGUUCCCAGUGACGUCAUGACAAAACUUUCCCACGAUAAAGAUUUACUUACUAAAGUUAUCAAGUACCACGUGACCGCCGGCAAACAAUUGAUGUCACAUUUUGCAAACGACAUCGAAAUUGGAUCAUGGGCAAAUGGAUACAAAAUAAGGAUAAAUCGAUACCAAAAUGGACAGGUGGUGACAGCAACCGGAAGUAAAAUCAUAUCUCGGGAUAACAUGGCUACAAAUGGAAUUGUUCAACUUCUCGAUAACGUCAUGUUCCCACUUCCAGAAUCUAGCAUUUUACAAUACUGUGCCUCUAACCAGAACCUCACCCAGCUCACGUACUCAUUUGUUAGAGCCAACCUUCAAUAUGACGUCGAAGGGGGGCCGUUCACAGUGUUUGCUCCAAUAGAAGCUGCUUUUGACGCCUUGCCAACAGGAUUCCUCAACACCGAGUUCCUUACACUUUCUGCCUCUAGAAAUUUGAUGCAGUAUCACUACAUAAAAGGCACAUAUUACAGCGCCGGUCUGACCGACGGAGAACAUAUCCCAACCGUGCAGGGAACGGAUGUCGUCAUUCAUACGAACAAAACUGGGGUCAUGGUUGAAAAUGCCAAGAUACUACAAGCAGACAUUACAGUUACAAACGGGGUAGUCCAUAUCAUAGACAAGGUGUUACUGGUAACCAAUCACGUGAGCGGGGAAUCUGAACCUUCUUCUAUAGGAUAGUCUGACUGCGUCAUCAACUUCCCACCCACGCCGUCUUCAUCUUCCCAUCCACGCCAUCUUCAUUUUGCCACCCACGCAUCGUGUAUAUAAAUCCAUGUUCAUUUCAUUUUAACUAUAAAUGGUUUUGUACUUGUGUAACAUAAAUUAAAAUGGCUAGAUAUCUGAGUUCAAAGAAA
This is a messenger RNA of Ostrea edulis (European flat oyster), 1124 nucleotides long. Its product is annotated as periostin-like. Gene Ontology annotation, biological process: cell adhesion; extracellular matrix organization. The coding region runs from base 52 to 948 and encodes 298 amino acids. Gene Ontology annotation, molecular function: cell adhesion molecule binding. The transcript has 6 exons. The record is from RefSeq and is a predicted model, not a curated record. Gene Ontology annotation, cellular component: extracellular matrix. Lineage: Eukaryota; Metazoa; Mollusca; Bivalvia; Ostreida; Ostreidae.